Molecule: messenger RNA, 403 nt
Organism: Tarenaya hassleriana
Lineage: Eukaryota; Viridiplantae; Streptophyta; Magnoliopsida; Brassicales; Cleomaceae
Exons: 1
Coding region: 27-236 (69 amino acids)
Source: RefSeq, a predicted model, not a curated record
CAAAAAAAGAAAAAGAAAAAGUAAAGAUGAAGAGACAAGUAGUGAUAAUGGUUUUGGUCUUAGUGGCAAUCCUAGUUGUCUCGUCGUUGGAUGUGAAGAGGGUGGAAGGCGCAAGGCCGGUCCGAGCCGAGAACGAGAUAAGGUUCGUGUUUCAGAGCCUGCAAAGGGGUCCGGUCGAUCCCCCGGGCAACGGCUGCCCGCACAUUCCCCGUGGCAGCGGCAGAUGCCAUGGCUGAGCCGCCGUGGCCGCCCCACCUACUACCUUCAUCGUCACUUUGUUUUCUUCACAUUCUUUGGUUCUUUAUAUACACAUAUGCAGAUACAUAUACAUAUACAUAGUAUGUAUUUAUAUAUAUGUUGGUUACGUUUUAUUCAUGAAAUUGUAUAGGAUGAAUAUGGCAUC